Schizophyllum commune H4-8 is the source of this 1305-nucleotide messenger RNA. RefSeq lists its product as uncharacterized. Gene Ontology annotation, biological process: DNA repair; DNA alkylation repair. Gene Ontology annotation, cellular component: nucleus. NCBI's taxonomy places the organism in Eukaryota, Fungi, Basidiomycota, Agaricomycetes, Agaricales, Schizophyllaceae. Bases 77 to 1009 code for a protein of 310 amino acids. The transcript has 3 exons. The record is from RefSeq and is a predicted model, not a curated record. Gene Ontology annotation, molecular function: dioxygenase activity.
CCCGAACCUUCAUAGCUAACACGUACUGCUCGCGAACGCUCUCUUGACUUGAGAGAGAUCACCCUCUAGCUUGAGCAUGAAGCCACAACUAAUCCUAGGCCCCGACGACACGAUAGGAGAGGGCGACUCGCGUCUCGUAUUGAACCUGCUUCCGGACGAGCUUCGGGAAGGCAUCUUUGAGAGGCUGCGCGAGGAAGUGGCUUGGGAGACUAUGUAUCAUCGAGGUGGCAAAGUACCACGCCUCGUCGCUGUACAAGGUAGGAUCGAGGAGGAUGGGAGUUUUCCCGUCUACCGCCACCCGUCCGACCAAUCGCCCUCGCUCCGCCCAUUCACGCCAACCGUGGACCUCGUCCGCCGUCAUGCGGAGGCCAUCAUUGGCCACCCUCUGAACCAUGUUCUGAUCCAACUCUACCGCCAGGGCAAGGACUACAUAAGCGAGCACUCCGACAAGACUAUCGACAUCACCCGCGGCACAAGCAUCGCCAACGUGAGCUUUGGCGCGAGGAGGCUGAUGAUCCUGCGCCGGAAGAAGGCCUUGAAGGUCGCGGAGAUCGACAGGACGUCGGAGGACUCUGACGCCAAAGACCCCAGCCGCACCUCGCCAGGACCCCCACGAGAGUCCCAGCGCAUCGCCCUACCCGACAACAGCAUGCUCGUGAUGGGUCUGCGCACGAACUCAGCGUGGCUGCACGCCAUACACCGCGACAACCGACCGGACAAGGCGAAGUUGCCAGAAGAGACGGGCGAGCGCAUCAGCCUCACGUUUAGGUGCAUAGGCACGUUCCUCACUACGGAUAGCGCCUUUUCCACUCUGGACGGUCCGCGCAUCUUCGGGCAAGGAGCAACAGGGAAGACGAGAGAACAGGCUCGGUCUGUCAUCUUCGCAGGCGAGGAGGCGGAGGACCUGCUGGCGGCGUUCGGAAAGGAGAACCAUGAGUCCGAUUUCGACUGGGAGGCGAUUUACGGGAAGGGAUUCGACGUGCUGCAUUUUGCGGCGAAAAGGGGAUAGGAUUUGAUUCCUGAUAUGUUCAUAGAGGGACCGAAGGCGUAGUCAGAGUUUUCAUGGUGCCAUGAUAUCCAUGCUGCCAGAAUCCGUGUACAUAUACGAACGAUCGCAUGACCAGAGCGGACGGGAGCACCAGUAGAAAGCACAAAUGAAAGAAUACGGCUGUGGUUCGAUCGCGCGAAGGCUCCCACACGAGCCACCGUGUCGGGAGGCCUAGGGAAACCGCAGUCGUAGUGUAGUUGUAGUCACUCACCUCGCCUCUCACUGGUCAGCCACCCCAUGAUUGGCGCCGCAUCCCU